GGGAUGCCUGGGCCACCCAGAUGGGUCCCACGAGUCACUGCGAAGUUUGCAGGGUUAGGGAUCCUGCAGGCGGCCCCCGGGCGCCCCCUGGCGGUCGCCACCCGGCCGCCGCGGCGGCUCCCACAAUGCUCGCGGAGUCCUGCUUCGGCUCCCUCGGCGGCGGCGGCUCCAAGAUGGCGCAGACGAUCUUCGAGGCCCUGGAGGAAAGAAAACUACUCAGAAGGUGCCACAGAACACCUUAUAGCCAUUGGCCAGAACUUAGAUAUUCUGCUGCAAGAACAGGAAUGGACAAUCAGACUGUGCUAGCUGUCCAGUCACUGUUGGAUGGCCAAGGGCCAGUCCCUGACCCAACAGGCCAGGGUGUCAACGCACCCCCUGCUAUUCCGCCACUGGACGAUGAGGAUGUGUUUCUCUGCGGGAAGUGUAAGAAGCAGUUUAACUCGCUGCCAGCGUUUAUGACCCACAAGCGUGAGCAGUGCCAGGGGAAUCCUCCACCCUUGGCCACAGUCUCACUCGCCACCAAUAGCAUCUACACACCUUCAGUAGCCCCUGCCGCAGUCCCGCAGGCCCCACCUUCUGCCAACCGCCAGAUCUCCACUUAUAUCACGGUGCCCCCAUCCCCCCUGAUCCAGACCCUGGUACAAGGGAACAUCUUGGUGAGCGACGACGUGCUCAUGUCAGCCAUGUCAGCCUUCACGUCCUUGGACCAGCCUAUGCCCCAGGGACCUCCACCUGUGCAGAACAGCCUGAACAUGCAUUCUGCACCUGGAUACCUCACCCAGCCUCCACCGCCCCCUCCACCCCCUCCGCCAAUGCCCCCUCCCCCACCUCCCCAGCCCCCACCACCCCCACCCCAGAGUCUGGGUCCCCCAGGGCGCGCCAACCCUGGUGGGAAUGGAGUGGUGGAGAUGUACAAUGCCACAGCACCCCUGGCUGGGAGUGGAACAGUGGAGAUCCAGGCAUUGGGAAUGCAGCCCUACCCACCUCUGGAGGUGCCAAACCAGUGUGUGGAGACGUCAGUGUACCCCAACCCACCAGUGUAUAGCCCUGGCAAACAGGGCUUCAAACCCAAAGGACUAAGUCCUGCUGCCCCCAUGACCACUGCAGCUGGGGGCACAGUGGCUCCCUUUGACCCCCCACCAACACUGAAGAUCCGACGGGCCAAAGGUGCCAGUGGACUCCAAGAAGCUGCAGGGAAGCCAAAGGCUCAGAAACUCAAGUGCUCAUACUGUGACAAGUCAUUCACCAAAAAUUUUGACCUGCAGCAACACAUCCGAAGCCACACUGGUGAGAAGCCCUUCCAGUGCAUUGCCUGUGGCCGUGCUUUUGCCCAGAAGUCCAAUGUCAAGAAACACAUGCAGACCCACAAGGUAUGGCCUCCAGGGCGAAGUGGUGGCACGGUCUCUCGCAACUCUGUGAGUGUGCAGGUCAUGGCUCUGAAUCCCAUCAGGCAAGAAGAUGAGGAAAGCACAGGGUUGGGCCAGACAUUACCUUCUGCCCCGCAGCCCCAGCCCUUGCCCACAGCAGGUGAGGAUGAUGGGGACAAGCUGGAGACCAAGCAGGUGGUCCUCAUUGACAGCUCUUACCUGUGCCAGUUCUGCCCCAGCAAGUUCAGCACCUACUUCCAGCUCAAGUCCCACAUGACCCAGCAUAAGAACGAGCAGGUGUACAAGUGUGUUGUCAAGAGCUGCGCCCAGACAUUCCCAAAGCUUGACACGUUUCUGGAGCACAUCAAGAGCCACCAGGAGGAGCUGAGCUAUCGAUGCCACCUCUGCAGCAAGGACUUCCCGUCAUUGUAUGACCUGGGCGUGCACCAGUACUCCCACAGCCUCCUGCCUCAACACAGCCCCAAGAAAGACAGCGCAGUUUACAAGUGUGUAAAAUGUGUCAACAAAUACUCCACCCCUGAGGCCCUGGAGCACCACCUGCAGACUGCCACACACAACUUCCCCUGCCCUCACUGCCAAAAGGUAUUUCCUUGUGAGCGCUACCUGCGGCGUCACUUGCCCACUCAUGGCAGUGGCGGCAGGUUCAAGUGCCAGGUGUGCAAGAAGUUCUUCCGGCGGGAGCAUUACCUCAAACUGCACGCUCACAUCCAUUCGGGUGAGAAGCCCUACAAAUGCUCAGUGUGUGAGUCCGCUUUCAAUCGCAAGGACAAGCUGAAGAGACACAUGCUGAUUCAUGAACCGUUCAAGAAGUAUAAAUGUCCCUUCUCGUCACACACUGGCUGCAGUAAGGAGUUCAACCGGCCAGACAAGCUGAAGGCGCAUAUCCUUUCCCAUUCUGGCAUGAAACUCCACAAGUGUGCCCUGUGCAGCAAGUCCUUCAGCCGCCGUGCCCACCUUGCAGAGCACCAGCGUGCCCACACGGGAAAUUACAAGUUCCGCUGUGCCAGCUGUGCCAAAGGUUUCUCCCGCCACAAAUACCUCAAGGAUCAUCGAUGCCGCCUUGGUCCCCAAAAGGACAAGGACUUGCAGGCCCGGCGGCCCCCCAGGAGGAGGGCAGCCCCUCGAAGCAGCAGUAGCAGCAGCAGUGGACACAAGGUGGUGACCCCUCUGCCUGACCCACUGGGACUCGAGGAGCUAAAGGACGCAGGGCCUGGGCCAGUGCCAGAAGCCGCCCCGGGCAAGCCACCCUUCUCAGAGUCAGAUGCCGUGCUGUCCAUCGUAGUAGGUGGCACAGUAGGUGGUGAACCAGAGCUGGUAGUGCCUGGCCACCCUGAGGGCUUAGGCUCCAACCUGGCCCUGGCAGAGCUGCAGGCAGGGGCUGAGAGCCCAUGUGCCAUGCUUGCUGUGCCUGUCUACAUCCAGGCCUCAGAGUGAAGGGCCCAUGGUGUUUGUUCCCAAGAUCUAACCACAAAUUCCCCUUUGGUCUGGGGCACAUUGGGGCAGACUAGAGAUCUUCCCAUUGGAAAGGAGCCUUCAGCUAUGUCCCCCAUCCUACUGGAAAGUUCUGUACUGUCCUGGGACCUGGCAUAGGGCUGCCUACAACUUCUGGGCAGAAGUGAUGGCAAGAGAGAUGGCUAAGCCUCAGAGAACAAGGGUCUGGCUGGUCCAGGUUGGUAGUAGGGUCCCGUAAAGAAGAAGCAGACAGUCUUCCCACCCAUUCUCCAGAAAGUUAAAUGUUGUUGGAGCUCUUGUCUGUUGGGUCUCCCCACGCACAGCUCAUCAUAGCCUUCCCAGACAGUUCUGUGAUAAAGACAUUUAGGAAGCACUAGUGGGGCAUGACCAAAGCACAGCUAUUAGUCAGGUCUGGCUUCCAGUCCAAGUGCAGCCCUUACUGUGUGACCUUACCUCUUCCUGUCCCUGGGAUCCUCAUUUGCAUCAUGGGACUGAUGAUAGUACAGCCUCAUAGGACUGUUAUGGGGCCUAGUAUAAUGUCAUGUAUAAAGGGCUUGACGUGCUGGGCACUUGAAAUGUCAGGGUCAAAAUGUCCACAUGACUGGCUUGAGCCAUGGUAGUUUCUUUCUUAGUCCCUAGGUGGCAGCACCACACCUCAAAGUGUGUGUGGGCCACUCGCUCACAGGGCUGUGCCACCCCACCAGCUGUAGAGAGGGUUGAUACUCCCAGAGGGGUCAUUUCAGAACUUUGCCUGGGAAAACAUUGAGGAGGAAGGGCUUCAACUUACUUUUGAAAAUGUAGGGUCCUGGGCCUGACCCCAAACCAUUUGGAAUUAGAAACUCUAACCAGGGGUUUAUUUUGAGGAGGCCUCAUAUGCACAGCUAUUACUUGGGGGCAAGCAAACCAGGUUUAUCUGGAGGCAGGAAGGGAUAAAAAGGAACUUGACCAACUCUUCUUCCUUUUUCUUCAUAACUACUCUGUGGGGCCACAUUGCCUCAGAGAGGAAGCUGAGGCUGAAGAAGGGAACAGAAACAUCAUAGCAGAGCUUUUCUCUCAGACUGCUGCAAAGGGGCCCAGGACUAGAGCUCAAAGAAAACUUGGCUUCCCCACAUCCUUCAGAGGGAUAUGAUAAAGUGGGAGGGGCAGGUGGAGAGCAGUGUACAGUUGAGGUGUGAUGCCUAUGAGGGUGAUAAUGGGGACAGAAAGUCUGCAGGAGGUGACAUUCGACACAGCAUUUACUUGGGUACCUAGAGGAAGGUGUGCCAGGCAGAGCAAGACACAGGUGAAGACCUGUGACAGUUUGAGGUCUCUGUUCUGUUCUAGGCCUGGUGAGUGGUCCAGAGUGACCAGAGAUUGUAACAGUCCCUAAUAUUCUUCAAGCAAUAGGCUCCUUUUAUGUCACAGCACCUUUGAACCAUCGGGUGAGAAUUGCUACUUGUUUUAUAGAUAAGAAAAUGGAGGUACAGAGAGACAAGAUUCCCACCCCAGUUCACACAGCUAGUAAGUCACUGAGCUGGGAUUCAAGCUAGGGUAGCCCCUAGACUCUUUGCUCUGCUGAAAUGUGAAUUGGUGUGAAACCAGAAAGAGCCCUAGAUGUUGGAUUGAGGAAUUUGACAUUUAUUCUUGACAUAAAAAUGCACAGGAGCCAUUAAACAUUUUAAAAAAUAUUGUUAGAGGGGGAGAUAGCAUAAUGGUUAUGCGAGGCUUUGAGGUCCCAGUUUCAAUCCCUCAUACCACCAUAAGCCAGAGAUGAGCAAUUUUCUGGUUAAAAAAAAAAUUACUGUGCCAAGGAGAUAGCAUAGGUUAAGCAAAAUGACUUUCAUGCCUAAGACUCCAAGAUCCCAGGUUCAGUCCCCCAACACCACCAUAAACCAGAGCUGAGCGAUUAUUUGUUUUUUUUUAAAUCAGCAGUGAUAUGAAAAAAUAAUUAUUUAAGUUAUGUCUCUGUCUCUUGCUGUCAAUGUACAUAUGUAUACACACUUACUGGUGAUAUGAAACUAAUAUGUGCUCAGUCCUGACUGUCAUGCCUGUCACAGUCUAAGCACUCAAGCACUUUGAUUUAGGUGGUUCUUGUUGUUGCUGCUCCUCCUCUUCCUCUUCUUCUCACCACUGCAACUUCACUGCUUCGGUCAACCUUUUCAGACAGAGAGAGGGAGAAAGACACCACCGCUCUGAAGCUUCCUCCAGUUUGGUGGCGUCAGGCUGGAACCUGGGCUGCGUGCAGGACAAAGCAGCACACUAUCCAGGUGAGCUGUUUUGCCAGCCCAGUAGGUGCUACUUAGGAUUUUUUUUUUUUUUUUUGCCUCCAGGGUUAUUGCUGGGCUCAGUGCCUGCACCAUGAAUCCACCGCUCCUGGAGGCCAUUUUUUCCCCCUUUUGUUGUCCCUGUUGUUGUAGCCUUGUUGUUAUUGUUAUUGUUGAUGUCAUUCAUUGUUGGAUAGGACAGAGAGAAAUGAAAAGAGGAGGGGAAGACAGACACCUACAGACCUGCUUCACCGCCUGUGAAGCGAUUCCCCUGCAGGUGGGAGCUGGGGGCUCAAACCGGGAUCCUUACACCGGUCCUUAUGCUUUGCACCACGUGCGCUUAACCCGCUGCACUACCGCCCGACCCUCUUAUAAUCCUAUUUUAUAGGCAAGAUAAGGCAGUGGGCCCAACCAGGCUAAGUAUCCCCAUGUCAUGCAGCAGAAAGUGUAGAACCAGGCCACAGAACAAAGGGCACAUCAAGGUUAAGUCUAAUAUUUCACAGAUGUGGAGUUGGACUGCAGAUGAGGAGUCUGAAAUGAUAUUGGGGUUUCCAGUCAUGGGAGACAGCAUAAUGGUUAUGCAAAAAGACUAAUGCCUGGAGCUCCAAAGUCUAAGGCUCAGCCCCUGUACCACCAUAAACUAGAGCUGAGCAGUGCUCUGGUCUCUUUCUCUACAUACCUUUCUCUCUGUACCUUUCUCUAUCAUUAAAAUAAAAGAUACUUUAAAAUGUUGAGGUCUCCA
Molecule: messenger RNA, 5825 nt
Organism: Erinaceus europaeus (western European hedgehog)
Lineage: Eukaryota; Metazoa; Chordata; Mammalia; Eulipotyphla; Erinaceidae
Gene: ZNF341
Product: zinc finger protein 341
Exons: 16
Coding region: 21-2822 (933 amino acids)
Source: RefSeq, a predicted model, not a curated record